Messenger RNA from Adineta steineri, 1056 nucleotides. NCBI's taxonomy places the organism in Eukaryota, Metazoa, Rotifera, Eurotatoria, Adinetida, Adinetidae. The record is from the annotation of a GenBank genome assembly.
AUGAUAAGAACAACAAAAUAUUUUGAUUCAUCAUCAAAUCAAGCAGCACUUCCACCAACUGUUUAUCGUAAACCAGUUCGAAUUGUUAAAGCUGUACAACGUGCAGCACCAUCGUCAGCAUCAUCAUCAAUGAGUGAUAUUAAAUUUGCACCUCCGACACAAAUGAAUUCUACACAUGAUUUACCAACACUUUCAUCAUCAUCAUCAUCUCAUUUAAAUGAAUCCAAUCUUACGAAUCCUGAACAUCAUCUUAGUUCGGAAUAUGUAAGAAAUUUAUUUCCAAUACCUGAUCAUAAUAAACGUAAUCGUUCGAGACAAAAUUCAUCAUCGAAUACUAAUAAUGAUAUAACAAUAACUGAUAAUGGUCAACAUACAGAUGAUCUUUUAUUAAAUUUAACAAAACGUUUAGAAACAUUAAAAGAAAAUCAACGAACAAUCAAUGAUGAAAUUGAAACAAAUACAACACUUGGUCUAAAGUUAAUUGAUAUAAUUGAAUCAAAAGGUGAAUCCAAUGAAAUUGAAAAAUUUAAAUUACAUAUUAGUGAAAUUGAUACAAUUACAUCAGUUCUUCUUAAACUUAGUACUCGAUUGGCUAAAGUCGAGAAUGAUUUAUCGAUUAUUACAGAUGAUAAAGAUCAAACUAAGGCAAGUUUACUUGACCGACGUGAAAAAAUUCAACAAAAACAUGAUGAAGCUAAAUCAUUAAAAGAUGGUAUUGAUCGACGUAGUCGUUUAGUAAAAAAUAUUCUUCAAAAAUAUCUAACUUCGGAACAAUUAGAUGAUUAUGAUCAUUUUAUACGAAUGAAAUCAACAUUAUUAAUCGAUGCAAAAGAUAUUGAAGAAAAUAUUGUAUUAAUACAAAAUCAAAUACAAACUUCACAGAAUACAUCAGCAUCAAUAUCAUCAACUACUGUAAAUAAUCAACCAUAUUCAUCAACAUCAACAGUAUCUAUUUUGGAAAAUUUACAAAGAUCAAAUUCAACAACAAGUUCAGCAUCACAUAAUAUCGAUAAUAUACAAACAAAUUAUUAUAAUGCUAUAUCAACAACGGCCUAG